AACCAUCUCGCUCGAAAUACCUUCUGCCAAUAUAAACCUGCCUGCUGUUGAUAGGCAGUAUUAUCAUUCGGCAACAUUUUGUAAACCUCGGGGCUGAAGAAUGUCCUUCUCUUCGUUCAGCUCUCUCUCUAGCUUCACUGAACUCGAAUCAACCAGCUUUGUCUCAACUAGCCUUACUGAAGACAGGCGCCGCAAUCGUACUAAGCAUCGUGAGACACGUAGAUCCCGUUCACGUUCACGCUCUCGCACACGAACCGAACCUUCAACUUCUUCACGACGAGAAACAAGCAGCCGUCAUACUUCGGAUACGAAUGGACGUGCCCAUACCUCGCGCAAGUCCCAUCGACGACACAGGGAUGGAAAAUCACCCUCCAAACGCACAACCGGCAGUGCUACCAAUGCUACCAGUGACCGACGUAAACAUCGCCAUACUUCCCGCUCUCGCUCUCGCGACCACACUCGUAGAACCGGACAUUCCAGCAGGCGCCACACUCGCCACUCGUAUCCAGAAUCCAGUCUUCCACCAGAGUCUCCGUCGAUCUCUAGCUUUACGGAGGGGGUCCUGGUAGACCUCGAUCCUGAGCCGUCAUCGUUCUCGGAGUUGGAUUUGAGCGAGUUACCACCGGGUUCAGGGCAUGCGUAUGUUCAAGAAGAGGGACCCAAAAUCUGCAAACACUGUCACCGAUCGCCAUACCAGAUCCACGGCCGCACAGACGUCCUCCCCGCCCUCCAACUAGACCCCUACUCAGCCUACCUCGCCGCCUACCGCCUCACCCACCUCAACUACACCCGUCCUCCCUCGCCAUCACCCAUCUCACCCGACGAUCUCUACCCAGAACUCACCCAACCCCUCCCCUUACACCUCCUUCCCGCCCUCUCCCCGGUCGAUCACCGCGCCCGUCGUCUCGCACUCGCUCUCGACUCCGAUUGCACCGUGCUAUCUGACUGGGCGACCGAAGAAUACGUCAAACUUGGCCCAGCCGGCCGUCGACUCGUUCGGUCAGGUGUUUUUGAGGUGAAGUUACCUGGUGCGGAUUAUGACGAUGGUGUGGAUCUGGGGAGGGAAGAGAGGGAGGAAGAGAGAAUGGAAUAUGAGUGGGCUAAGAGUGUGUUUGAGGAGGGAAGAAGAAGAGGGGAUGGGUAUAGAGAGGUCGAUGAGAUGUUUAGGAGGGCGGCGGGGGUAUUAAAUGAUCUUUUGGAGUGGCAGGAGUUGAGGGAGAGGGGGAGGUUGGAGUUGGGGGAUGAGAGCAGGGAUUUGAGUGACUGGGUGGCGGGCGAUGGGAUGGAGGUGCCUUUCGAUGGCCUGGAUGUGAAUAGGGAAGUGGAUACAAGGCUGAGGAAUGAACUGCCAGAGAUUUUGGAGGAAAGCGAUGGGUUCGAUCGAUUGUCGAAUGAGACGUUGGGGAGGGCAAGGGAGUUUGACCAGGCUUCUCGAUCACCUUCGCGGUCUCCGUCUAUACGAGGUCAUCGGAACCGUCGCUCACCGUCCCCUGAACCUCCCACCCCCAUCACAGAAAGCUCAAUCGACACCCUUGAUACUCUCGAAUCUUCAUCAAUGAGUCCCGCCUCCGAUAUGCCCUACGGUAUCGAAAUCGCCGGUUUCUCUCCCUCUAUAGCACCCACGCCCAUAUCACCAGAAUUACCUGUUCCGCCUCCCAUAUCAAGUUGGAGGGCCGAACUUGUUGGCGAACCGACUCAUAUUACCCAGGCUCAGACUCGGAAUCGAUCAACCACUCCCGUACCCAUUCCUCCUGCUUCCACUCCUGUGCCUACUCCUGCCCCAUCUGCCCCAGUGCCUGCGCCCUCCUCUCUCCAUCGUCCUCGUACCCCUCAAGCUGAACCUCCACAGACGGAUGCAGUUUCGGUUCACCCAAACAGUGUACCACGCUCUUCAGUUCCGUCUCCAGCUCCACCACCUCAACCAGUGGCUAAGACCCGUUCAGCGCGUAAUUCGACUCCAGCAUCUCGACCAUCACCGGCAUCAACACCGCAACCAGUAUCGGUGUCCGCUCCUGCACCGUCUCCACCGAUAGCGCCUAAGGCUCGUUCAGCUCGUACCUCUGGCCCAGCAUCUCGACUAUCGCCCGUUCCAACACUCAAAUCAGCGCCAGCGCCUACACCGUCUCCCCCGACAGCACCUCUCGUCCGUCCACCCCUCGUAUCGUCCUCUCGAGCUUCGCCACUUGGAAUUUCAUCCUCUCGAGCCUCUCCACCUGUCAUUACAUCCGCUCAAGCUUCUCUACCCAUGAUUCCGUCCUACCAGACGUCCCCUUCUCCGCCUCCGCCCCGCUACACCUCCCGCGCCCCUCAAUCCCGCUACAUUCCCCAAGCUCAAUAUAGUUCCUUCACUUACCCCCGCACAGCAAGCGUCCACAACUCCGCACACGACGAAAACGAAGAUAUCGCCGUUCCUUCCGAUCUCGAGGGGUCCGAUGGUGGGCUCACGACUCCUGGAGGCUCACCUCGCUCACGUGCGAUGUCUAUCCUUAGUGGUGGCAGCGCAGGAGGGGGAGGAAGGAGAAGAAGAGGGUAUAGGCGUGGAGUGGGGUCUGGACUGACGACGCCCGAUCGGAGUCGGUCGCCUGUUUCUCGCUCAAGGCUUGGGACGGACGUGGGAGGUGGUACUGCCACGGGGACAGGCACGGAGACGGAGACGACUAUGCCUCCGAUACCGGUACUUGCGAGAGGAGGUCAGGAAGGGGUAUUCAGGCUACGUGGAGGUGCGACGCGUGCGUCUGAGAUCGAUAUGGUUUCGGAUAUAGACGCGGAGGCGGACGUUGAGGAUGAGUUCGAGGCAGAGUCUGGUUUCUAUCAAAACGAUGUUCGCGGACGAUCUCAAGAUGAAGAAAUUUCGGGAUCGAUGUCGCCCCCAGAAUCGGAUAUGGAUACGGAAGUGAAGAUGGAAGUUGAAGUGGAUAUGACACCCUGCCCGCCACCUCCCUCGCCUGAACCUUCCUUCUUCUCACCCACGCCCCGCAUCCCAACCAACAUCCCAAUUAUCCCUCCACUUCCUUCACCUCCACCUUCAGCAGCAUUAGAACUGGACGAUCAACCACCCCUACCACCUAUCCAGUUCUGGCUCCCGACCUACCCUUCAUUCGACUCCGCCUCCAUGCCCCAUCGCCACUCCAAAUCCUCAGCGCACAAGUCCUCUUCCCGCAGGACCAAGGACAAGAACAAGACCGAGCGACCUAUAGAUCCCCUCGGGAACGCACCUCCGCCCGUCUUUAUCGCCCUUGGUGCUAGGCGCGCUUGCAUCCCUUAUACACCUGCUUUCCAGGGCUUGGAUCUGCGGGUGGUCAGGCCUGUGAGUGCGAGGGAGAAAUUGGUGGUGAGAGACGCGGUGGAGAUAUUGGGUCGGUUGGGAGCGAAGGUGAAAGGGAUGGGCAUAGGGAUGGACGGAGAGGAGGGGCAGGAGGGUGUUGUUAGUAGGAAGGGUGAGAUGUGGAGCUUGAGUUACGUUGGGUGGUAGGGGCGAAGCAGGAAGGAGCAGGAAGAUGAUAGGUCAUCACUUUGCUUUUGUUGAUGUUUCUACUGUGACUUG
Molecule: messenger RNA, 3544 nt
Organism: Stereum hirsutum FP-91666 SS1
Lineage: Eukaryota; Fungi; Basidiomycota; Agaricomycetes; Russulales; Stereaceae
Exons: 2
Coding region: 101-3472 (1123 amino acids)
Source: RefSeq, a predicted model, not a curated record